Molecule: messenger RNA, 1083 nt
Organism: Aspergillus calidoustus
Lineage: Eukaryota; Fungi; Ascomycota; Eurotiomycetes; Eurotiales; Aspergillaceae
Source: the annotation of a GenBank genome assembly
AUGAGCGUCCCGACUCAUAUCAUCGACCCUGAUGGUGAGGUGAUCAUUGUGCUGAGCAAUGCAAAUGCGCCGUUUGCCCAGCCAGAUGAACAUACAGACUUUGCGUAUCCUGCCGAAGAGCCAGCUGCACAGUUUGACAAUGAACCACCUCCCGCAGAGCCGCCCGCUGCAAUUCCAGAUGAGCACCUUGUUCAGAGCAAAGCUGAGAUUGAAUCCGUUUCGGAAGCGCAUGACGAGGGCCCCUUCCGCAUCCAAGUCUCCGCGAAGCAUUUGAUGCUUGCAUCUCCGUAUUUCAAAGAGAGCCUUAGUGGGCGUUGGAAGGAGAGCGUCGGCUUUUUGGAGAAAGGCUCGGGCGAGAUCCCCGCGACAAACUGGGACAUCGAGGCAUUUAUAAUACUACUCCGUGCUAUCCAUGGUCAGCACUAUCACAUACCCCGGAAGUUGACCCUGGAAAUGCUCGCCAAGGUAGCUGAGCUGACAGACUACUACCAGUGUAGAGAGACCGUGUCCAUCUGGGAGGAUAUCUGGGUCCGUGGUCUGGAGGAAACAAUGCCCGAGACAUACUGCCGAGACCUCUUCCUUUGGAUCUGGGUGUCGUACUUUUUCAACAUGCGGGAUAGCUUAAGGGAGGCCACUUCUAGGGCCAUGUCACUGGGCGAAGGGCGGAUGGGCAAUUUAGGGCUCAUCCCUGAUCGAGUUAUCAAUGCAAUGAUUUACAUCCGAUGCGCUUCAAUUGAGCGCGUGCUCGACAAGCUUUAUCACACCCAAGAGGCGCUCCUAAGUGGCUCCCGUGGUUGCGACUUUGAAUGCAGCUCGAUGAUGUAUGGGGCACUUACAAGGGAGAUGCGGUCCGCCAGUCUUCUAUCUCCCAGGCCGGCCCCUCCUUUUGACGAGAUAUCAUACAAGACCCUUGUGAAGAAGAUACUGGCCUUCAGAUCACCAUCAUGGACCGGUUGGUCGUCUUCAGCCUAUUUGGGCUACGGCAACUCCCCCCACAGCUGUUCGACAUCCAACUUCAACAAAAUCUUCAGCGGCAUGAAUGAUGCCAUCGAAGGGUUGAAGGUUUCAGUGUAUAACCAAUGA